GAUUCAUAGAGAGAGCCUUACUCUAUCUAAUCCCAUGCUAUACCUGUGCUGGAGUAUUUCAUAUGAGUGAUUGGUUUAAUGUUCUUUGUCAUGAAUGAAUCAAAGAACUGAAGGCCUUUUUCUCUGCCAACAGUUGGUCUGUACUCACGUGAUGUGGUGCGUAGGGGUCUGCGAUCAUCACUGUAUUUACGGGUGUCUGGUGAGGAGCAGGAGACCAAACAGCGCCCUCAGAGCUCUCAGAUGUACACAGCGACCCAAGAAUCCUACUCCAGCAGCCAAUCUGAUCAGAACGGGGAGAAGGCAGAGGGCUUUGAAUCUGAGGAACAGCUGAGGCAGCAGCUCCUAUCUGCAGCUCUGGAAUUUGUCCCCGUGUAUGGCUGGUCGGUGGAGGCCAUUGCAGAAGGGGCCAAGGUGUUGGAUCUGUCACCGGCACUGACUGGGAUGUUCCGUCAUGGUCCUGGGGAGUUGGUUCUACACUUUGUGUCUCAGUGUAACAAGCAACUCUCUGAACAAUUGAGUGAUCAAUACCAAAAGGUGCAGCUGGGAGACCAGGAAGCCAAGCAGACGGACAGGUUUCUCAAGGAUGCAGUGGAGGCAAGGUUACGCAUGCUGAUCCCCUAUAUUGACAGCUGGCCACAGGCAAUGAGUAUUUUACUGCUGCCCCAAAACAUUGCGGAGAGUUUGAGGAGCUUAACGGAGAUGGUGGAUGAGAUCUGGUACUAUGCAGGAGACAGGUCCAUAGACUCGAGCUGGUACACCAAGCGAGCUAUCUUGGCUGGAAUCUACAACACGACAGAGCUGGUGCUGCUUCAGGAUUCUUCCCCGGAUUAUGAAGAUACCUGGAACUUCCUGGAAAACCGUGUUCAUGAUGCUACCAACAUGGCCCAUUCUGCCAAACAGUUAAAGAACCUGAGCGGCAUUGGCCAGCACCGAUGAGCAGCAUGCGGGUAUCAUGACAAACAACGUCUAGACCUGGCACCAUGCAGACCUUGUUUGAGGAGAGGCUGCACACUGUGUAUAUGUCUGUCUGUCUGUGUGUGUGUGUGUGAACACAGUGUAUACGUGUGAGUGGGUGUGCAAUGAGUGUGUGUUCAAAUAAAGAGCAAUCAAUGAGAAAAUAAC
This is a messenger RNA of Chiloscyllium plagiosum (whitespotted bambooshark), 1122 nucleotides long. NCBI's taxonomy places the organism in Eukaryota, Metazoa, Chordata, Chondrichthyes, Orectolobiformes, Hemiscylliidae. The record is from RefSeq and is a predicted model, not a curated record.